Colossoma macropomum (tambaqui) is the source of this 689-nucleotide messenger RNA. RefSeq names its product orofacial cleft 1 candidate gene 1 protein homolog. The transcript has 6 exons. NCBI's taxonomy places the organism in Eukaryota, Metazoa, Chordata, Actinopteri, Characiformes, Serrasalmidae. Bases 57 to 689 code for a protein of 210 amino acids. The record is from RefSeq and is a predicted model, not a curated record.
AUCCAGGAUUAGGAGCUGACUGAGCCUUGCUGAGGCCAUUAAUUGCAAGAGAAACAAUGAGGGCUGCACAAGGAGAGGAAGAGGAGGAGGAUAGGAGGAUGAUGAAGGGCAUUGUAAAUCCUGCAUUCCUGAGUGGAGAAGAGGAAGAUGAGGAGAGCCGUGGCAGGCGGAGGAGGGAGGGAGGGGGAGAAAUAGGAGGUGACAGGCAGGAUAGCACCCUCGCCGCUCACCAACAACAAACGGAGCUGGAAGCCCCUGCCAACGCAAGAGGAAAUGAAGGUGCCCGAAAUUACUUUGACCCCUCGGCGGCGGUGGAGGGCGACCCAAGGCGGUGCAGGAUGGUCGGGGUCGGAGCGGGAGAUGAGCUGGAAUUAAAAUUCAUGCACGAGGACGAGCGAGGUCUGUAUGAGAAGCUGUCUCAGAUGCUGAACGAAGAUGAUGCUUCAACCAUCAUAGAUUUGCCUGGUAGUGUUCUGGAGGAGAGGACAGUGGCUAGAGCUUCCAAGCUCCCCCUGGCCGGAUGGAAGGAUCAGUUGCGGGAGCAGCUGGUGGAGAGGAGAGAAGAGGUUAUCCCCCACUAUGUAGAACAGCUGAGAAAACGAGUGCAGGAUGACAUGAUCCCAGUGGGCAGGCCUUCACUGGAACAGAAAUAUGACUCAAGAUGCAUUGCCAGCCACUUCCAUUCCUAG